CCCACUGGGGGUAUAGGCGCAUGUCAUUUUUUAUUAUCUUGUGAAAGUGACGUUGUCACAGGAAAAAAUAAAAUAAGAUAUAAACCCGUCCAAUAGUGGCAUAAUUCCUUGGGGCCUUGAUGCUAUACGACAUCCACACAUUCCAAGGAAUGCGCUUACCUGCAAAGGACAGAUCGAAAAAAAAAAAAAAAAAAAACAACAUAAAAGUAUCAAAGGAACCAAGAUUUAACCAGUAGCCAAGAUCUAUUACACCCCUCAGUGGAAAUUAUUCACCCCUCCCGGAAAUUAUUCACCUCUUGUACAAGAGUGGAGAGUGAAAGGAAUUGAAAGAGUACCAAAAGGACCAUCAUGGAUGCUGGCUGCCGUAACACACCGUCAACUGUGGUUAAGCAAAAAAGAGGAUAUGUGAAUAGCAUCAAGAAAGGACACCAACAAAGAAGCAAACCCAUCCAACGUCACUGGCCCAGCCAAAUUCAAGGGAGAGAAGACGGCAGAGAGAGCAGAUUAUUUGAUCGCCCCUGGAAUGAUUCCUAUCUGAGCAGUAGAAGCAAACAGUGUAAUUCAGUAGAGAGGUUGGGGAUGUGCCCAAGUCUGAACACCAGAGAUGAUGAUGAUUGUAGCAGUGGUAGAGGUGUAGUUGAAAAACAAAAUGAUUUGCAGAGCUAUUAUCAUUUACGCUCUUGGUCACCAUCUUCAUCAUCUUACUCCCCAAAGCAAUUGCACAGGACAGAGCAGGAGAAAAAGCACAAGCCCAGACUGUCAGGUUUAGAAAUAAGAACUGGGACUCCUAGAAUGACUUCCACAUGGUAUCGGACUGAUAGGAUGACUUCUACCUAUCCACAGGGAGCUCAGCCUAGAAAGACUCCCAGCUCUUCAUCUUCCACCUAUUCUGCUACAGAAAGCUCCCAGAAUCAACACCGCUUGUCAACACACUCCCAAUGUUGGCCUCCUCUGCUCGGCAACUUGAGCAGCAGAACCACAUCCCAUUUAUUGAGGAGCUCAUACGAGCUCUGUUCAUCUCAAGAACAAACGAAUAUCCCUGAAUCCUACUCAGACAGAUCUUCCUCUUACUCGACCCACAUUCCAUGGUACACCCCCCUCCUGGUCAACCAAGAGGCCACACUCCCUCCAAGAUCAGUCCCUGAAGUUGUAGAGCCUAAAGGGACUCCUAGCUGCUCUUCUUCUUCUUCUUCUUCUUCUUCCUCUGCCUUUAUAAAAAGUUCCCAGAAUCAAAACCUCUCAUCAUCAUUCUCCUCUCAUCAUUCUUCUCUUCUCAUUGGCAACUUGAGCAACAGAACCUCAUCCCAUUUAAUGAGCAGCUCAUACACCCUACAUUCAUUUGAAGAACAAACACUAGUUCCUGAAUCCACUUCAGAUACAUCUUCCCCGUACUCCCUCUCUAACCCAUGGUAUACCCGCCCCCUGGUCAAACAAGAGGCCACACUCCCUUCAAGGUCAGCCUCUGGUUCCCAACGUCAACACUUAUCAUUAUCAUCAUCAUCAUCAUCAUCAUCAUCAUCAUCAUCACACUCCUCCCUUCAUUCUUUUCCUCUCAUUGACAACUUGAGAAGCACAACCACAUCACAUUCAUUGAGCAGCUCAUACGCCCUCCAUUCAUCUCAAGAACAAACAACUUUCCCUGAAUCCUCCUCAGAUACAUCUUCCUCUUACUCCUCCCGCACCCCAUGGUACACCACCACCCCGGUCAGACAAGAGGCGGCACGUCCUCCAAGGUCAGUCCCUGAAGCUGUAGAGUCAGUUGGCUAUUGCUCUACAAGAUGCUUAUUGUUACAACUAUUUUUAAAAUACCUCAGCCAAGACUUAUUGUGUGGAUCUUCCAUUAUCUGCUCUCUUGACAAUGACAGUCCAAUAAACUCACCAAGUUCCUCAAUAGUAGGAGAGUCUGGGAAUGGUGAAGAGGUGGACUCAAUGUUCAGUGUGGACCCUGAUGCUAGAUGGUCAGAGACAUCCUUGGGUAGCCUAAAAAACCAUAGAGCAGACCUCAACAAUGGCUACUGUAGUGUGUCCAAAAUGUCAUUGUGGGGAGAGCCUAGUGUUCGCAGUAGCAACAACAGCAGUGGAAGAGACAAUGGCUGCUUCUGGCUUUCCUCCUCUUUCCAAGACCACUUGCCCCCAUCUUGCCCCAAAAGACAUACAAGCGAUGAGAGUGCACAUUCAACUGCAGGCUUAGAGGAAGAAUACAGCCACCCACAGCAUCUCUUGACGCGAUGGGACAAUGUUGAAAAUAAAGCAUUGCAGAAGGAUGAGGUGAAUGGAGAAGAGAAAGGAGCAGAUGCAGAGAAAGGAGCAGAUGCAGAGGAAGGAGCAGUGGGUUUAGAUGUCCUUGCAGCUGGUCGUCCUUGGCAACUCCAGGAUGAAACAUUACAUGGACAUUCAGUCAUUGAAAACAGUUCAGUACCUAUGGGUCAACCAAGUGGUGUUAAAAAUCAAGAAAAAGUAAUUUCCAAAAGGGAUCAAGAGAACUUGUACAAGAUUAAGGAGAAACUGCUUCUGGAGGAUUCCAGUGAAGAAGAGGGUGACCUGUGCCGUAUCUGCCACACAGGGGAGAAAUCUGCUGCCAACUCUUUGAUUCAACCAUGCCGUUGUAUAGGCAGUGUGCAGUAUGUCCACAAGGAAUGCAUCAAGAGGUGGAUUAUGUCCAAAAUAACCUCAAGAGCAAACCUCAAGGCCAUCACAACAUGUGAACUCUGCAAGGAGAAGCUGUGCUUAGACAUAGACAGUUUUGACAUUCCGGAAUUACACAGGACACAUGUCCAAUCUGAGAGUGAUGAUGAUGAGGGUGAUGAGCUCAUCAGCCGCGGCCUCCAUUUGCUGGUGCUGUUGCGUCUCUUUGAAGAGAGGUACUCCAAUUCCUUGGGAACUGUUGAUGCAAUCAACUUGGAGAGCAUCCAUCAUAAUCUCUUGGACCUCCUUAUAACUCUUACUGAGGGAAGUGAUGGGGAAGACAACAGCAUGUCAAACGAGUUUUCUGACCUGGAUGAUGAUCUUGAAGAGGACUGGUAGUUAUGUGAAUGAGGGGAAUAAACUUAGGGGCAGGUUUAAAUUGUACCUUGAUUGUUUUUAGGUUUUCCAUUCUAUUCAGUUUUGAUGGCCCAGGGCAUUUCUUGCUUACGCAUUACGACAGAGUUUACAGGAAUAGUAAGGGCUUAGGGAGAAGAAAAACACUUUCUUUCUUAAUUUCACAUAGGUGUAAUGUAUGAAAUGAAAUACAUGUUGAAUAAAUGUAAAUGUUUAUUUAAAUAAAACCCUCUAAAAUAAAAGGGUAAUACGUAACAUGGGCCAUGUUUUAACAGCUCAUACCUAUAACAACUGCAAAGGCUGCAAAUUCUUCACCGCCCUGUCCUGCUUCCAGGCAGUGAUAAUGCCGGGUGAUACCAGGACUCACAGGCCCACAGUAUCAACUCAGAGAAAUAUAAUGUGCAGUGUUGAGGGACAUGAAAACCAAAAUUACCACA
Solea solea (common sole) is the source of this 3476-nucleotide messenger RNA. RefSeq names its product E3 ubiquitin-protein ligase MARCHF7-like. The record is from RefSeq and is a predicted model, not a curated record. The coding region runs from base 349 to 3024 and encodes 891 amino acids. The transcript has a single exon. Gene Ontology annotation, molecular function: zinc ion binding. NCBI's taxonomy places the organism in Eukaryota, Metazoa, Chordata, Actinopteri, Pleuronectiformes, Soleidae.